This is a messenger RNA of Psylliodes chrysocephalus, 3119 nucleotides long. Lineage: Eukaryota; Metazoa; Arthropoda; Insecta; Coleoptera; Chrysomelidae. The record is from the annotation of a GenBank genome assembly.
UAUGUGCGUUGAUAAGCUAAUAUCAAUAUCCAUGUGGAUGUAGAAAAAAAGUACCUCUUGAACAUCAGUUUCGGUUCAUUUUUCAUUUGCGUGUGUGAUAACGGUAUAACAGACAAGGUAGAUCACGAGAAACAAAAAAGAAGAAGAACAAUAAAGAGAGGAAGAGCAACUGGAAAUGUCAAUGAAAAUGUCACAUAAUCAUGUGGUAAUCAGGUGAUUGUCAAAUAUUUUUGUUUUUUUUUUUUUUAAUUUAAAGUUAAGACAUUUCAAAUUUAUUUAUAAUACAAUAUUUGUGAAUCAUCAUUUAGUCGAAUAUUUUACCUCAUGAAAAUUAUUGUAAUUUUUAGUAUUCCUAUAAUAGCUAUUUAAAAUCGCCUACCAAACUCUUACAUUCCUUAUCUAAUUUUAUCAGUUUUUUAUAGAACUAGAAGUAUAAAGUAGUAACUCGUACCUGCAGUACGUUACAAUUAACCUACAGAUUAAGAUCAACAAUAAUUACUGUUUAAAAUGUCUAACGAAGUUGGAAAGUUACCCUCUACAGUGCCUUUACCAAUACAGGAAAAUGAUCUGACAGAUAUUGUUUCUAAAUCUAAAGAUUGGGCUCUAAUGCAUGGAAUUUCAAUGAGAUCUAAGACAAAUUUUACCGAAGAUGGAGUGCAGAUAUCACCUUUUAUUUUAGUUCCAACAGCAAUUCCUAGACAAGAGUUUGUCAAAGUUGUAGAACUUCAAACUACUCUGCAAGAAUUGUUACAUAAAAUUGCUAAUAAUAAGGAGUUUAUUAAUGAUUGUUACAAAGAUAUAGUUGAAGCUGAUGACUUUAGUGCUAGACUGUAUAAAAUGUAUGAGCAAGUUGAGGAAGAAGGGACAGUGCAAAAAAUCGCAAUGGUGCAUCUUCGUUCAGAUUACUUGAUGCAGAGUUCAUCAAACAAUAACUUAAAACAAGUCGAAUUUAAUACAAUAUCUGCAAGUUUUGCAAGUUUAUCAUCAUUUAUAACGGAUUUUAAUAAGUAUGUACUUCAAGAAUUAGGAUACCCCGAAAAAUUAAAAAACAUUCCUAGCAAUACAUCUCUCAUUGGUCUAGCAGAGGGUCUUGCAGAGGCAUGGUCAAUAUAUAACAACCCAAAUGCUUGCAUACUUUUUGUUGUAGAAAAAACUGUUUAUAAUAUAGCUGACCAACGUUUUAUUGAAUUUGAAAUAAACAGGUUAUUUCCUAAGAUUAAAAUUAUUAGAAGAAUGUUUAGUUAUAUAUGUGAACAAGGAUCUCUUAAUGACAAAAGAGAGUUAAUUAUAGAUAAUAAUAUUGUUGCUGUGACUUAUUUCCGAGAUGGAUAUGCGCCGAGUAAUUUUCCAACAGAAAAAGAAUGGGCUGCUAGGCUUUUGAUUGAAAGAUCUGCUUCGAUUAAGUGUCCGGAUAUCAAGUACCAUUUAAUUGGACAGAAAAAAGUUCAACAAGAACUUACUAAAUCGGGUGUUUUGGAAAAAUUCUUAACCGAAACAAAGAAAAUAGAGGCGGUUAGAGAAGUAUUCAUGGGUAUAUAUGGUCUCGAAUUUGAUGAACAUGGUGAUAGAGCUGUACAAAUGGCAUUGGAGAAACCAGAAAAUUUUGUUCUCAAACCUCAACGAGAAGGUGGUGGUUAUAAUAUUUAUGAUAAUGACAUUAAGGAACUUAUGCUCAAAAUACAAAAUACAAAAGAACGAUUGUCUUAUGUUCUCAUGGAAAGGAUUUUUCCGCCUACUUCUACUGGUUACAUGAUCGUUCCAGGUGCAUCUAAUCCUCCAUCUUUAGUUGAUCUAGUUUCAGAACUGGGUAUCUACGGAAUUCUCAUAAGUGAUAACGAGAAAAUUAUUGUGAAUAAACAGGUAGGCCACAUGCUUAGGAGUAAGGCAUCAACUUCAAAUGAGGGAGGAGUUUUGGCAGGAGCUGGAGCUCUAGAUUGUCCUUAUUUAUUUGAUUAAUAUUUGCUGAUUUUAUAUUUUCACCAAUAUUUCACAACUGUGAUAAGUUAAAGAAGGCAUUUAAAAAAAAAUACCGAAAUGUUUAUUUGUAUUCAAUUUUUUGUAAAUUAAAUGUUAAAUUGAAUUUUUACUUUUUUUGUUGGAUAUAUUUUAUAUCAUACAGUAUAUUUUUAUUGUCAAUCUUAAGGUAGAUUUGUAAACUUAAAUUCGGUGGCCGUUACCGUUUGUUCGUCGUUGAACUUAAAUUUUGUUAUGUUUGAAUGUGCAACAGCGAACGGUGAGUGCAACAGAGACUAUAAGUGCGCAUAUGUGAAAGUAGCUUUUUAACUUAGAACGAGAAGUUUAUAAAUCGGCCUUUAGUUUUGACUAUUUUCACAGGUCAGGAAUACAUUUUUUUAAUAGUCUAUAUUGAUAUAGAAAUUCCUGACGUCAUCAAAUUUAUUAUCUAAAUUAAAUGAUACUGGGGUGGUGAAGUGUCUUGAAAUUAAAAUUUCAGUUAAAAAUCAAAAUGUUGGGGUUUUUGGUUGAUUUGGAAGAGAAUUGUCAAUAAAAAAAUAGAGAUUGUCAAAAAGCUUUUUGGGAGAUAUAUUUUGAAUUUAUUUUGGAAAAGAGAAAAUAAACGAGAAUAUAUAAAAAGGUAAAAAGAGAUUUUAUUGCAAAGUUUAGAGAACAGUGAGAGGAAUCGAGGCAGACAGAGGAAACCAGCAGUCCAAAAAAGUAGACAGUGAGCAGAGGAGACAAGGAGUUAAAUAUAAAAGAAAGGUAGUGAGAAGUUUUAUUUCAAUUUAAGAGGAAAGUGUAGCAGAUAGCAGACGUAGGAGGUCGGAGUACAGAGGAGGAGCAGGAGAAUUAGGAGAAACAGGAGAAGCAAAAGAAAUAGAAAAAGCAGGGCCCCUAAGAAGAAACAUUCAAUUUUUUUUUAAGUUUAUUAUAAUUUAGUUUUUAAUUUUAUAUUGUAAAUUUUUAGAGCCGAACCACCCCCUUUUAAGAGUCUGGGCAAAUUUAUUAAAAAAAAUUAUAUACAGGGGGUUUCUAUAUCAAUAUAUAAGAAACUUUAUCAUUGACAAAGUACUUUAGAAAAAUUUUGAGACACGACAUAUUAUUUUUCUACCUUUGAAAUAUUUUUUAUAUACUUAAUAUAAAUAAAGAGAUAUCAAUUGCUA